GAUGCUAACGGAUAAGACUAGUGACACUCUAUUAAAUUUUGGAGAGCAGACUGAUGAUAGAACAAUCGUGAAUAACAAACCGUCUUCACCGAGAACAUUUUUCGAAAGACUGUACGGUCAUUUAGAAAAAUCAAACCCCGAAACAUUGAUUCCCGAUAGUAGUUCGAAAAAUAGUAUUGAAGUAACCAGACUGAGUAAGUUUAGUCGAGCGUCGUCAGAAAGCUCAACUAGCACCAGUCGAUCAUCGCCUACUUUGGAUAUCGAAGAAACUGGAGAACGAACAUCUUAUGAUGGAAUAGUUCAUACGGAUUUGUACGAUCAACGAACAUAUGGAUAUAGUGCUCCUCAAAUGCAGAUUCCCUUUGGCCAACAAAAAAUAGCAGAUGAAGCACCGCUGGUAUCCCUAGCAAACAGUUAUGGAUCAUUUCGACCUGUUUUUGGAUUCCGGCAAGAUGCAUCACAUUUGCCAGCAGGAUUGUCAGCAUUCUUGGCUAGAAGGCGGAAAAAGGAAGGGCGACCCCGUCGCCAGAGGACCACCUUCAGUAGCGAGCAAACACUUCGACUAGAGGUGGAGUUUCAUCGCAACGAAUAUAUCUCCCGUGGACGACGAUUCGAGCUGGCUGAAAUUCUGAAAUUGUCAGAAACGCAAAUCAAAAUCUGGUUUCAAAACCGACGAGCCAAAGAUAAACGCAUCGAAAAAGCUCAAAUCGAUCAACAGUACAGGACGUUUGCCGCGGUGAACGGAUUGUUUACUCCAUUCAGUUCUCAAUAUCCCGCAGUACAUGGUCACACAAUUGCUACGACAGUUGCAGCGCACCAGAGUUUAUACGACCAAUUCAAUACAACACCUAAAUCGGGUCAAAGACAAACAAAGUGAACUACAUU
Malaya genurostris is the source of this 885-nucleotide messenger RNA. RefSeq names its product homeobox protein rough (gene ro). Lineage: Eukaryota; Metazoa; Arthropoda; Insecta; Diptera; Culicidae. The transcript is spliced from 3 exons. Bases 2 to 877 code for a protein of 291 amino acids. Gene Ontology annotation, biological process: regulation of DNA-templated transcription. The record is from RefSeq and is a predicted model, not a curated record. Gene Ontology annotation, molecular function: DNA-binding transcription factor activity, RNA polymerase II-specific; DNA binding.